Macadamia integrifolia is the source of this 1891-nucleotide messenger RNA. RefSeq lists its product as uncharacterized. Gene Ontology annotation, biological process: regulation of transcription by RNA polymerase II. Gene Ontology annotation, cellular component: SAGA complex. The coding region runs from base 439 to 1506 and encodes 355 amino acids. Lineage: Eukaryota; Viridiplantae; Streptophyta; Magnoliopsida; Proteales; Proteaceae. The transcript is spliced from 2 exons. The record is from RefSeq and is a predicted model, not a curated record. Gene Ontology annotation, molecular function: transcription coactivator activity.
ACGGUAGUAACGAUCUCUUCACAAUUGGAUCGUAAUAAGUAUAUAGUUCUUGUUCCAAUCUGACUGCAGAGAGAUCGUCAAUGGUGGGAGAGUUGUAAGGAGAGAAGGACUUAAUAAAUCCUCUUUCUCUUUCUUUCAGACAAGAGAGAACAAUAACGAAAGCUAAGAUGAUGAGCAGAGAUCGCAGCACCGGGAAAUGCAGUACAGCUCGGAGACAUUGAUACAAAUUUUCCUUCAAAACCAGAAUUCAGUAACCGAGCUGAAAACUAGGGGGAUUAAUCACUGCCUCGCCUCAAUUUUAUAGAGCCAGAUAUUUAUGCACUAGGGUUUGGGUUUCGGACUGGAUAGGGUGUUUAAUUUCAAUUGGGCUACGUUUGAAGGUCUAAUGGGUUUUUUAAGAUCGUGAUUUUGAUGAUUGUUUAGAACCCAGAAAUUGAGAUGCCGCCCUUGCGGCAUUCCUCCCGGAUUGACACUUUAGAGCUGAAAGGUCAGAUCAUCAGGAAACUCGGACAUGAGACGGCAGAGAGAUACUUCGUUCUCCUCAACCGAUUACUCAGCCUCAGGCUCAGCAAACCUGAGUUCGAUAAGCUCUGCAUUGCUACUAUUGGAAGGAAGAAUCUCUAUCUUCACAACCGGCUUAUUGGAGCCAUGGUCAAGAAUGCUUGUAUUGCUAAGACUCCCCCUUCGAGAGAGAGCAGAAUAGAAGGUUCUCUUAGUUUUAAAAUUGCUAAUGGUCAUCAAAGGAGUAGUGUUCAGACGCUGUCUGGAGAUGCAUUCUCUCCAUCCCCACGCAAUGGGAAGUCUUCAAAUCAUCGAGAUUUCAAGUUCAGGGACCGCCCAAGUCCACUUGGGCCCCUUGGGAAGAUCCAGAGUAUCCUGUCCGAUGAAUCAACCCUUAGGACUCGAGGGCAACAAAGUGCUACAGAACUCUUUUCUCUAAGUGGCAGACCUCCAGCUGAAGUUGUCUCUGUGGAAGAUGGGGAGGAAGUUGAACAGAUGGCUGCUAGCCCGAGCAUUCAAAGUAGAAGCCCUGUUAGAGCUCCUCUAGGUAUCCCCAUGAAUAUGGGUGGAGCACGCAAAUCCUUUGGUAAUGGAUUUCUGUCUACUUUCUAUCCCGAGACCUGUCUUAACAGCUCUGAGCUACCUGAUACCAGAUCCUUAAGGAACCAGUUGAAGCGGAAGAUGGAGAGGGAAAGCAUUGGCAUCUCGCUGGACUGUGCUAAUCUGUUGAAUAAUGGAUUGGAUGCAUUUCUGAAGAGGUUGAUCAAGCCAUGUUUGGAGUUAGCUGGAUCGAGGGCCGGGCAUGAACACAUAAAGCAAAUAAAUGGUCAGAUUGCACCUGGUUUGAAUGGUGUCUGGCCUGAUAGAAUCAUACAAAGACCAUCCCGGUCAAUAUCUGCAUCCUUGUUGGAUUUUAGGGUUGCAAUGGAGUUGAAUCCCCAGUUACUUGGGGAAGAAUGGCCCAUAAAACUUGAGAGAGUUUGCUUGCAUGCAUCAGAAGAAUGAACAGGAACAACCUAAUCAGCAAAUACAUGGUAUCAAAUAGAACCAUGAGUUCAAGUUCAUCAUGUAGUGAGGAUACAAUGUUUUGCAAGUUUAGGAUUUGCUAGCAUGGAUCUUUACCUUCAUCUGUCCUGCAAUUUCCAUCACUGCAGAAGGUAUUAUGAAUGAUAUGAGCUACUGAAAGGUAUGGGAAGGUAUUGAGUUGAUCACAUAUAGGCAUCACCAUUGAUGGUCCUAAGAAUGGGAACAUGUUUGUAAAGUAUAAUGUAAGCUACCAAAAUUCUGCCAAGGAUUUCUCUAUUCCCAAGGUUCAAUGCCUUUUCUCGAUGAUAAGGAUUAUUCGUUCAUUGUAUUACAUUCUGCAUGUAAAUAAAGCUUUAUUUGGCUC